Molecule: messenger RNA, 1371 nt
Organism: Colletotrichum gloeosporioides
Lineage: Eukaryota; Fungi; Ascomycota; Sordariomycetes; Glomerellales; Glomerellaceae
Product: 6-hydroxynicotinate 3-monooxygenase
Exons: 2
Coding region: 1-1371 (456 amino acids)
Biological process (GO): secondary metabolite biosynthetic process
Molecular function (GO): FAD binding
Source: RefSeq, a predicted model, not a curated record
AUGGGGACCAACGAACAGCUCCAAGUAGCCAUCGUCGGCGCUGGCAUCGCCGGCUUGACGUCGGCCAUCGCGCUGAAGGCGCACCCUGGUAUCAACGUUCAGAUUUUUGACAAGGCGAGGGAACUGCGAGAGGUUGGCGCGUCGAUCGCGCUUGGUCCGAACGGGUUGAGGACGCUGGAGAAGCUGGGCAUUCACAACGCGCUGGAUGAUGAGAUUGCUUUCCGCAAUAAGUCGGGCUAUCCCAUGAUCUACCGCCAAUGUCUCAAACCUGAUUGCAUGCUUAUGAAGAGAAGUCACUACAAGACGGGAGAGAUCGUCUCAGUUGACGAACAUCACGGCGAUGUCGAACCACGCCACAAGACAGCCCGCUUCCACCGGCCACACCUACAACAAGCGCUGCUCAAGCACAUCGACCCCUCGCAAAUUCACCUAAAUAAAGCCUUCUCAAGCAUCUCAAACGACGAGGUCACAGGGAGACUCAACAUUACAUUCACCGACGGCACAGCCACCACGGCAGACAUCCUCCUCGGCGCCGACGGCAUCCACUCCGGCGUGCGGAGCUUCUACGUGCCGUCGUCCCGAUCAAAGUGGACCGGCUGGACGGCCUUCCGCGCCGUGUACCCCAUCUCGCACCUCGCGCACAUCCCCGACGUCCCAGACGAGGCAGAGCACUGGUGGGGCGUCGACCGGACGUGGUUCAUGUCGAAGCUGGGCCGGGACUUGUUCUGCAUUGUUGCCUCGCAUCAGAGCGACCCGGACGCGAGCGAUGCGCUGUACAAGGACACGGUGUGGAACACGGACAGCGACGUGAAUCUGCUCAAGGAGCAUUACAAGGACUGGCAUCGGCUGGUCAGAGAGAUUAUCGACUCCACGCCGGCGGAUUCGUUGAAGGUGUAUCCGAAUGCCUCGGCGCAUGGGCUGGAGAGCUGGGUUCUUGGGGAGGGGAGGGUGACGUUUGCGGGUGACGCUGCGCAUGCGCAUGGUGGAGCGUUUGCUGCGGGUGGCAGUCUAGCUAUUGAUGAUGCGUGGGCAUUUACGACUGCUAUUCAGCAUGUAUACCCUCCCGGAGCUGCUGAGCUGCCUUCGUCAAGGGACAUUGAGAGGGCUUUGAGGCUGUAUGAGAAGACAAGGAAAGCGCAUACAGAUCGAGUGCUUGAUACGGUGCAUUCGACUAAUAAGAAGAAGGUGGAGAGGGUCGGGAUUGUUGAGACAGACGAGGGACUGAGGGCGAGGAUGAAGAAUCGGGUUGAGCCUGUUUGGAUCCAUGAGCAUGAUGUCGAGGCUGUGUUUAGGAAGGUGCUGGAAGACGAGAGGGCGAGUGAGAGGUCGAGGGAAGCCCCGCCACCAGCACAGAUAGAGAGCCGACUUUAG